Messenger RNA from Vanessa atalanta (red admiral), 990 nucleotides. RefSeq lists its product as uncharacterized. The transcript is spliced from 2 exons. Lineage: Eukaryota; Metazoa; Arthropoda; Insecta; Lepidoptera; Nymphalidae. The record is from RefSeq and is a predicted model, not a curated record. Bases 87 to 314 code for a protein of 75 amino acids.
GUGAGACUGUUGACAAUCGCUCGCUGUCCACAGCCGAGUCGCUACAGAAUCGCCCGCGUUACCACCAACUCAAAACACCACUCACCAUGCGUCUCCUAUUUGUGAUAUUCCUUCUCUACGUCGUCUUCGUGUCCGCUGCACCGCAAUCUAAGCUUCAAUUCGGUAACAAUGAAAACAACAAGCAAGUGGUAGAAGAGGUUGUGGUGGAAUCAGUUCUCCAUAUCAAGAGUCAAUCCGGUAAUCGUCAAGCGAGGACUGACGCUAGAACUAACUUGCAAGAUGGCGCCCGAGUCGCGGAAACGAAAAUUUAUUAAUCCAUUAACAUUAUCAUUAUAAUGUAAUUUUCUAACUAGUCAAGUACACAAGAAGAAAUUACGAUUAAGGGAAAAAUAUUUUUAAGAUCAAUCAUCAAUUUAUCAUUUUAAUCAUUAUCGAUUGCAGUCCAAAUCAACCCACUGGUAUAUAAAGCCUAUUCCAAUCGAUAUAGGAAUAAAGAUAAACAAACCUUAGAAUUACGUAUUUCAUGUAAUUUGCUAAUAGCUCGGCUAUAUUGUGCACUACUGAGAGUUUAUAUAUAAUACAACACUAUAACACUUGCCUAACUACUUUAAUUUUACUUCCAAAAUUUCCAAAAUCGACAGUAGUUUUGUCGACGUUCAGAACGCUAUUUUUUCGCAAAUUCAUAGUGAAUAUGUUAUCGCGUCAAUUUGCUAUUAAAUAAACAACUUAUUUAGCUUUUUUCCUGUUAUGGUUCGAAUAGUAUAUAGACACUUUUUCACCAAUUUUGUAACCGCAUCAUUGAGCAGACAUCAAUUUUAAUUAUGUUAAUGGACCAUCAAGCGUCGGACUAAAGGUAAUCUGCCUAUUAAGAUCAUUGCAUCUCUGUACCACCGCUCUGUAAUUGGUUUGGUCCACGCACCGCCCUCGCUUCAGGCCAUGUUUUCAACCCACAUUAAACUCAUGAUACAAAUAAAUAAAUUUAAGAGUUAA